AUGAAGGGUAGAUACGUGAAGAAGCAGAAGGCCUUGGCAGAAACAGAGUCAGAAGAGGUGCAGAAUGCACCACACAGUUUUGUCAUCCACCGUGGGAAGGUGAGCGUGGACGUCAAGACGCUCGAACAGGAUCUCCGCUCCAUUUUGGAGCCAUUCACUGCCUCCAAGUUGAAAAGCAGGAAGAAUAGUCACAUCAAAGACUAUGUGACUGCAUCAGGAAUCUUCCAUGUAUCACAUCUUCUCAUCCUGUCUCAGACUGAACUAGGAGUUAACUUGAAGGUCUGCAGGUUGCCUGCUGGCCCAACGCUUACUUUUAGGGUGAAAAGGUAUUGCCUGGGCCGUGAUGUGAGAUCCUGUCUCAAGAGACAGGUGAUUUAUGAUGGACUCCUCCUGAACCCCCCUCUCUUGAUCCUCAGUGGGCUCUCAGAGGACAUCAACCAUGAGUUGCUCAUGGCUAAGGCCUUUCAAAACCUUUUUCCGCCUCUCAGCAUUCCCAAGAUGGAAGUGAAGAAGAUGAAGCGGGUCUUACUCAUCCACAAGGAUGCUGAGUCAGGAGAGCUGGAACUGAGACACUUUGCUGUCCGCCUUGCCCCUGUUGCAGGACGACCCAUCAAGAAACUCACAUCGAACCAUGUCCCCAAUUUGGCCAAAUAUGAUGAUGUUGCUGAUUUUGUACUCAAGAGUGGUCAGUUAUCAGAGAGCGAAGGAGAAGCAGAUGACCCAAGUGCUCAGGUGACCCUGCCAGAGGGCAUGGAAGUGAAGGGACAAAUUGGAUCUGCAAAGCAGUCUGCUGUCAGGUUGACUGAAAUUGGGCCUCGAAUCACUUUGCAGCUGAUGAAGGUUGAAAGUGGCCUGUUGACUGGAGAGGUGUUGUUUCAUGCCACCGUCGUCAAAUCUGCCGAGGAUAGAGAGAGGAUCCGAAGACUGCGGGAUGAGAAGAAGCGCUUGAAGUUGGAGAGGAAGCGAAAGCAGGCUGAGAACUUGAAGCGGAAGCAGAUGCUCGAGGCAGAGGCCAAGAAGCAAAAGGAAAAGGAGCUAGAAGCAGAAGAGGAUGAUGAUGUUGCCUGGUAUCGACAGGAAGUUGGUGAAGAACCCGAUCCAGAUCUGCUGUCAAAGAAGAGGAAGUGGAAGCGAAGGGGGGAAGUGAAGGUGGAGGAGGAGCAGGAGGAUGAGGAAACAGCAAAGAAAAAAGCAAAGUUGAAACGGAAGAAAGAAGAGCAUGCCGAAUGGCUCGAGCAGGUCAAGAAACGGAAGCAGCUCAAGAUGAAGAAAAAAAGAAGGAAGAAGUGAGAUUGAUGUUUAUCCCAUCUGAAUAAUAAUGUCAAAACUGACUUCUGAAAUUGCUCUUUCAUUGCAUAAGUAUGCAAUAAAGUGACAUUGAUUACA
Darwinula stevensoni is the source of this 1386-nucleotide messenger RNA. NCBI's taxonomy places the organism in Eukaryota, Metazoa, Arthropoda, Ostracoda, Podocopida, Darwinulidae. The record is from the annotation of a GenBank genome assembly.